This is a messenger RNA of Bufo bufo (common toad), 2421 nucleotides long. It is a transcript of the gene FBXO41, whose product is annotated as F-box protein 41. NCBI's taxonomy places the organism in Eukaryota, Metazoa, Chordata, Amphibia, Anura, Bufonidae. The transcript has 12 exons. Bases 1 to 2421 code for a protein of 806 amino acids. Gene Ontology annotation, molecular function: protein binding. The record is from RefSeq and is a predicted model, not a curated record.
AUGGCCUCUUUGGAUCUGCCCUAUCGGUGUCCAAGGUGCGGCGAGCACAAACGUUUCAGGAGCCUGUCCUCCCUGAGGGCCCACCUGGAAUACAACCACACCUACGAGACCCUCUAUGUCUUAUCCAAGACCAACAGCAUCUGCGACGCCGCCAUAUUCCCCCUGACCAGCGAGGCAGCCUUGUUGACCCCUGCCCACCGCAGGGAGGUCUUUGAGAGCACAUCUUUCCAGGGCAAGGAGAAGAGGUUCCCCGGGGACUUAGUCCAAGCAGAAGACUUCAGCCAAGCGUCUACCCGCUUCACCCAAGAGGUGGAGAUCCCACUGGGCGAGAUUUUCACCAAGACGACCAUGGCGUCUCGCUCCCCUCCUCCGGCCGCCGUGGCGGCUGCAGCUGCGGCCUCUGCGGCUGUGGAUGCCGCCUAUGAAGAAGGCCUGGCCAGAUUGAAAGUAAGGGCGUUUGAGAAACUGGAAGUGGACAAGCGCCUGGAGAAGCUGACCGAGGAAGUGGAGCAAAAAAUUGCCACCCAGGUUGGAAGGCUGCAGGUGGAGUUGGAAAGGAAGAGUUCGGAGCUGGAGAAGGCCAAGCAGGAGAGCGUACGGUUGGGUCGGGAGAAGCAGGAGCUGGAGGACAGGGCUUCAGAGCUGACCAGGCAGGUGGACGUCAGUGUGGAGAUGUUGGCCUCCCUGAAGCAGGACCUGGUGCAGAAAGAGCAGGAGCUGACCAAGAAACAACAGGAGGUGGUAGAGAUCGACCUGUUCCUGAAGGAGACGGCCAGCCGAGAAGCCAACGCCAAGGUGCGCCUUCAGCAGUUCAUAGAGGAGCUUCUGGACCGCGCCGACCGGGCCGAGAAGCAGCUGCAGAUCAUCAGCAGCUGCGGCAGUACCCCCAACGGCAGCCUGAGCCGGUGCAGCAUUCCCGGGUACAAGGUGACAGAAGCUCGGGGGCAGGGCUCCAGACAGAGGGCGGACAGGCACCAGGGGCCCGGCUCCUCCACCCACGGAUCCUACCCAGUGAACCAGCGAUCCUCCUCCUGCAUUGGGGUCCCGGGCAGGGUGAAGACCGUAUCUCAGAGCUCGGGCUGUUACGACAGCGAUGGGCCUGAGCAGAUCCAGGUGGACGACGGUUUGGAGUCUCACCCCUACUCCGGGAACAGUCAUGAGGCUGACAGCAGCUUUGAGAGGAACAACCAGCGCAGUUCUGGUCUCCGCAGGCAGGCCAUCCAGAACUGGCACCGCCGGCCGUACAGGAACAGCACCGAGGGCGAGGAGGGAGACAUUUCAGACGUAGGAUCCAGGACCACGGAGUCCGAGGCUGAAGUCUGGGAGCAGGAGAGCGUCAGCUCCUCGGGGGCCUGCCAGCCAAAGGGCCGCUGUGAUGGAAGGCUGCUGAGGCCAGAGAAAGGCAGCCCGUCCCGAGCCAACGAAGUCAUCAGCCCCGAGAUCCUGAAGAUGCGGGCCGCGUUAUUUUGUAUAUUCACCUACCUCGAUACCAAGACUCUGCUGCGGGUGGCUGAGGUCAGCAGGGACUGGAAGUUUGUGGCUCGGCAUCCGGCUGUGUGGACUCGCGUUUUCCUUGAGAAUGCCAGGGUGUCCCCUAAGUUUCUGGUCACCCUCUCACAGUGGUGCACACAGACCCACUCCCUGACCCUACAGAACCUCAAACCUCGGCAGAGGGGGAAGAAGGAAACCAAGGAAGACUACAUGAAAAGCACAAGGGGCAAUCUAGAAUCUGGUCUGGAAUCUCUACUGAAAGCAACAGGGGGGAACUUGUUAAUCCUGCGAAUAUCCCAGUGUCCGAACAUCCUGACGGACCGCUCCCUGUGGUUGGCGAGCUGCUACUGUCGGGCACUUCAGGCAGUCACAUACAGAAGUGGGACCGAUCCUGUGGGACAUGAAGUCAUUUGGGCCUUAGGUGCUGGGUGCAGAGACAUCAUCUCCCUCCAGGUGGCGCCGUUGCAUCCAUGUCAGCAGCCCACGCGCUUCAGUAACCGCUGCCUGCAGAUGAUUGGACGAUGCUGGCCUCACCUGAGGGCGCUGGGCGUCGGGGGAGCGGGCUGUGGGGUGCAGGGGCUCUCCUCGUUAGCACGGAACUGUAUGCGUCUACAGGUGUUGGAGUUGGAUCAUGUGACUGAGAUCAACCAGGAGGUGGCGGCAGAGGUCUGCAGGGAGGGUCUGAAGGGCCUGGAGAUGCUGGUCCUAACCUCCACCCCGGUCACUCCCAAAGCCCUCCUGCACUUCAAUAGUGUAUGUCGCAAUCUCAAGUCCAUUGUGGUGCAGGUUGGAAUUGCAGAUUACUUUAAGGACCCAAGUAGCCCAGAAGCCCAGAAACUGUUUGAGGAGAUGGUCAGCAAGCUGCAGGCUCUUAAGAAGAGGCCGGGAUUCUCCAAGAUCUUACACAUUAAGGUGGAGGAAGGCUGCUAA